AUGGCCUCCUACUUCUCCUCCUUCAAAUCCUCCACCGCAGUCUCCAGCUUUGGCGCCCGCUUCAACUCUCUCCGCCGUGCCAUAUAUUCCGGCGACGAGGUCGAUGACACUGACAACGAAGACUGCUCUCACAUCUCCAACGUCCUGCGAGCCUACUACACAGAGAAAGGCCGCUGCUUACCUCCCUGGCUGCCUCCUGAUCCCAAAUCCCCGGCCCCACCCCUUCCUACCAUCAGCGUCGCCAGCCAAACCCCUUUCCAAGGCUACGGCGGAGGACCAGCACCAGGAGCCUCUGCAGCCGGUGGUCGUGGCGCUGGCAGCGGCCUAGGUGAUCUAUGGGGAGAUUCUAGUCCCACCAAACCACCAUCACAACAACCACAAAUCUCCAGCCUGCGGCUAGGUCGCAACCCAUCACAACAAUCGGCCCCAACCCCACCAUCACAUCUCAUGCCUGGGCCCAUGAAUGUGCCAGCUCGACCCGCCACGGCAACUGCGAUGUCAGGGAAUGAUAGCUCGUAUUUCGACUUCCAGCAGUCGCACACACCUCCGCCUUCAGCUGCCCCAAGUGUCCGUCCUCUCCCCAGCCAGCGGGCAGGAUCAUACCAAAAUACUCAGGCUGCACAGCAAAACAGAUUGGGCACGGGACUUGGUAGGGCUUCAUCGGGAGCAUCAGCCCAAGAACGGCUGCGUGCAAGAAUGCACGGUGGUAGGACCAGUUCGCCACCAGCCAGGAAUCCGAGUCCUGGGAAUAGGGGUAGAAACGAACAGAGUCCUGGAGGUGGAGAGGCAUACAUGGGGUCAACUCGCCCAUGGGAUUCUGGAGAUCCUUAUGGCUCUUCUGCGUAUGGCAGCGCUGGUGGAAAUGGUACGAAUGCACCAACGGGACUGCCUGGGAGACUGUUUGGGCCGCCACGGGGUUCUCGAUAG
This is a messenger RNA of Paracoccidioides brasiliensis Pb18, 927 nucleotides long. RefSeq lists its product as uncharacterized. The record is from RefSeq and is a predicted model, not a curated record. The transcript has a single exon. Bases 1 to 927 code for a protein of 308 amino acids.